UACAUUAACCCAUCAAUCUUUCAUAAACAAACACCAUUGAAAUUAAAGCACCAAGCCAAGUAAAAUCCAAGAUCUAAGGAAAUGAGAACUCACUUAGUAGUAGUUUCUGUUCCUGUUAUUAGCCAUCAAAUAGCAAUUUCUGAAUUCUGCAAGAGACUCCUUCAGCUCCAUCCCACCAUUAGAAUCACCUUCAUCAUUCCAGUGCUAGAGUCUCUUCCAAAUGCCUCCAAAUCCAUCAUUGUUUCUCUUUCAGCCCUAGACAUAGAAACCAUUACUCUUCCUCCAGUGAACUUGCCACAAGAGAUCACUGUUCCAGCUCUCAAACUUCCACUUGCAAUGUCUCUUUCUCUGCCUUCUAUCCACGAUGCAUUGAAGUCAAUCACGUCAACUUCACACGUUGUUGCUAUAGUUGCAGAUUAUUUUGCCUAUGAACUGCUCCCAUUUGCUAAGGAACUUAAGAUUUUAUCAUACGUAUUUUUUCCUACAGCGGCAACAAUAAUUUCACUUUGUUUACAUUCAUCAACGCUGCAUGAAACAAUUUCUUGUGAAUACAAAGAGCUGCAAGAACCAAUCAAGAUCCCAGGUUGUAUACCAAUUCACGGUAGGGAUCUACCAACCUCACUUCAGGAUAGGUCAAGCGAAAAUUACAAGCAUUUUCUUCUACGGUCCAAAGCACUACGUCUUGCUGAUGGUAUCUUGGUCAAUAGCUUUGUGGAAUUGGAAGCUAGGGCAUUCAAAGCCAUGAUGGAAGAAAGCAAGAGUAACCCUUCAGUGUACAUGGUAGGACCUAUUGUAAAAAAUGUUUGUGACACCACUCACAAUAAUAAUACUAAUAAUAAUAUCAAUGGGUCACAUUGUUUAGCAUGGUUAGAUGAGCAAACACCUAACUCUGUGGUGUUUGUCUCAUUUGGUAGUGGGGGCACAAUCUCUCAACACCAAAUGAAUGAGCUAGCAUUGGGAUUGGAACAAAGUUCCCAAAAGUUUGUGUGGGUUGUGAGAGAACCAAAUGACUUACCUAGUGCUAAUUAUUUUGGAGGUUCCUCAUUAGGACAAGACCCUUUGAGUUUUCUACCAAAUGAGUUUAUGGAGAGGACCAAAGGCCAAGGUUUGGUGAUUCCAUUUUGGGCACCCCAAGUUGAGAUCCUUGGUCACAAAGCUAUUGGUGCAUUCCUUACUCAAUGUGGUUGGUUUUCUACCCUUGAGUCUGUGGUGAAUGGGGUGCCAAUAAUAGUUUGGCCACUCUUUGCUGAGCAGAGAAUGAUUGCAACAAUUCUAGUUGAUGACCUCAAAGUGGCUAUAAGGCCAAAGGCUAAUGAGAGUGGCAUUGUGGAAAGGUGUGAAGUUGCCAAAGUGGUGAAGAGCUUAUUGGUUGGUAAUGAAGGAAUGAGAAUUCGUAAUAGAAUGGAAGUGAUGCAAGAUGCUGGUGCUAGUGCAAUUAAAAAUAAUGGAUUUUCCACAACAACAUUGUCUCAAUUGGCCACAAAAUGGAAGAAUAUGGGAGGCUGCAAGUAAAAUAUUUCAUGAUAUUUCUGCAAAUAUGACUGUUGUUUUUCUUUACGUUGUUCUUUGCUAAUUGUAACUUCCGCAUAAAUAAUUGAAGAGAAAUCCUAUUUGUCACGAAAAUAAAUUGGACGAAUGCAAUA
This is a messenger RNA of Glycine soja, 1643 nucleotides long. RefSeq names its product hydroquinone glucosyltransferase-like. Lineage: Eukaryota; Viridiplantae; Streptophyta; Magnoliopsida; Fabales; Fabaceae. Gene Ontology annotation, molecular function: UDP-glycosyltransferase activity. The transcript has 2 exons. The record is from RefSeq and is a predicted model, not a curated record. The coding region runs from base 82 to 1512 and encodes 476 amino acids.